This is a messenger RNA of Argentina anserina (silverweed cinquefoil), 799 nucleotides long. Its product is annotated as MLP-like protein 43. Lineage: Eukaryota; Viridiplantae; Streptophyta; Magnoliopsida; Rosales; Rosaceae. The record is from RefSeq and is a predicted model, not a curated record. Gene Ontology annotation, biological process: defense response.
GCAGAUCUGCUCUUUUGUUUUCUUUCUUCUACGCCUGGGCAAAUAAUCAGGGCAAUGUUUCCUCCUUCGACAAAAGUUUAGUUUAGUUUGUUCUUCCUUUCUACAUCGUACUCAAUAUUGAAGAAAGUUUCGAUCUCUAAUCUUUCAAGACUAAUAAACACGAUCACAAUCUACAGGAUCAGCAGCUUAAUUAAGUAGAAUUUGGCGAGGAGCGCGCAAAUAUGUCAUCGGAGCUGUUUGGUAAGUUGGAGACGGAAGUUGAGAUCAACGCUCCGGCUGCUAAGUACCACAAUCUCUAUACGCAUCGACCACACCAGCUUCAAUAAUCCAAUAUCAUUCCUGAUAGAAUUCAGAGCUGUGAGUUAAUUGAAGGUCAAUGGGGGAAUCUGGGUUCGGUCAUUUACUGGAACUAUUGCUAUGAUGGGAAAACUACAGUGGGCACGGACCUGAUUGAAGCCAUAAACGACGAUAAGAAUUAUGUGACCUUCAAAGUCAUUGAUGGACCUCUUCUAGAGCACUACAAGAGCUUGAGGCUCAUUGUUGAAGCCACUCCGAAAGGUGAUCGGAACAGCUUGGUUCAUUUGAUUAUGGAAUAUGAAAAGCUUCAUGACCAAGUUUGGGACCCGCAUAGCUUGCUCCAGUUUAUAGCUAAUCUCUCCAAAGAUAUGGGUCCUCACCUCAGUACCCAACCAUAAAUAAGCACUUGCAUUUAGCCAUUUACACAAUGAAAUAAGGAAUUUUAUUUGCCAGCUAGAAGUACGUCAUGUUAUUAAUUAUAUGCAGAACUACAUGUACAUGA